AUGCCAAACACUAUCACCCCCACCCCCAGUGACACUUCGUCAUGGGCAACUGUAGGUAACGGAGCAUCCAAGACCAUCAACAUCGCCGCAAAGAAGGCACCAAACCGCAAACUCAUUGCCCUCAACACCAAUGAGGAACGCAUCGACCCGCCGCUGCCACGCACCGAUCCUGCAGCAACUACCCGCCUCAUUGAGCGUGUACGCCACAAGAAAGUUUGCAACAACUAUCAUCUCAUCGGCAAGUGUAAAUCCGGAAAGUACUGUGACUAUGACCAUGGCGAACGUUUGAGUCCUGGCGAGCAUUUGGUGCUUAAGCAACGCGCUCGUCAGAGAUGUUGUCCAGAGCGUGGCUGUUGUAGGGACUUCGACUGCACUAACGGCCAUGUCUGUCCAUAUGGCAAGGAUUGCUACAACGAUAAUUGCUGGUUCCAGGACGUGCAUGAUGUUGAUAUGAAACCUCUUUCCAGUAUAUUCCAAGAUGGAGAGCAGGAAUGGAAUCUGAAAUAG
This is a messenger RNA of Aureobasidium melanogenum CBS 110374, 507 nucleotides long. RefSeq lists its product as uncharacterized. The record is from RefSeq and is a predicted model, not a curated record. The coding region runs from base 1 to 507 and encodes 168 amino acids. Gene Ontology annotation, molecular function: metal ion binding. NCBI's taxonomy places the organism in Eukaryota, Fungi, Ascomycota, Dothideomycetes, Dothideales, Saccotheciaceae. The transcript is spliced from 2 exons.